Salvia miltiorrhiza (redroot sage) is the source of this 907-nucleotide messenger RNA. RefSeq names its product pectinesterase inhibitor 11-like. The transcript has a single exon. NCBI's taxonomy places the organism in Eukaryota, Viridiplantae, Streptophyta, Magnoliopsida, Lamiales, Lamiaceae. The coding region runs from base 83 to 706 and encodes 207 amino acids. Gene Ontology annotation, molecular function: enzyme inhibitor activity. The record is from RefSeq and is a predicted model, not a curated record. Gene Ontology annotation, biological process: negative regulation of catalytic activity.
AAACACAAACAUCUCCAAACUAGUCAUCGUAUCGCCUCCAAACACUUUGACAUCUUAUAAACAGAUAGAUAGCUCAACAACAAUGAGACUCUCUCUCUUAUUUCUCUCUCUACUCCUGAUCGCCUCCGCGGAGGCCCGGCACCCGGCCGCCGUCCGCAGACGCUCCCGGGCCCGGGCCUUCAUCGAGCAGCAAUGCGAGAAGACGCUAUACCCCGAUCUAUGCGUCCGCUACCUCUCGUGCCACGUGGGCAACUUCACGACAACGCUGAGUCACCAAAGACUGGCCCAGAUCGCGCUCAAGGUGAGCCUCGAGCGGGCCGAGUCGACCCGGGCCUACGUGAGCGAGGUGGCGAGGGAGCUGAAGCUGAGGAAGGCGAAGCACUACCAAGAGAUAAGGGACUGUUUGGAUCAGAUCAACGACGGCGUGGCGCAGCUGUCGAAUUGCAUCAAGGAGACGGAGAUGAUAAAGGAAAAUGGCGGAAGCAGUGAUUUCCCAUGGCAUGCUAGCAAUGUGAAGACGUGGAUGAGCGCUGCGCUGAGCGAUGCGAGCAUGUGCAUCUACGGGUUUUCGGGUCGGGUCAUCGCGGGGAAGACGAAGGCCAUGAUCAAGGCCAAGGUUUUGAAUCUUGAGCAGACGACUAGCAUUUCCUUGGCUUUGUUCAAUAGGUUUGCUGCGAGAUAUAAGGCGUCUCAUCAUCAACCCUAAUUACUCUAAUUAUAUAUUAGGCCUUUUUUCUUUGAUUUGGAUACUUGUUUUUAACCUUUUCUGUUCUUAAUAUUUGUUUUGUUGUGGUUGUAAGGGAAAAGAAUAUAUAUGUGAAUAGACUAUAUAUAUAUAUAUAUAUAUAUAUAUAUAUAUAUUGAAAGUUUUGAUCAGAUAUAUAUAUUGAUGUAGUUGUGUUUCUCU